Molecule: messenger RNA, 1434 nt
Organism: Paramuricea clavata
Lineage: Eukaryota; Metazoa; Cnidaria; Anthozoa; Malacalcyonacea; Plexauridae
Source: the annotation of a GenBank genome assembly
GUACGCCAAGGUAAAGGAAUUGGUAAAGAAUUGCUGCCUAUGUACAAUGAAGCCACUGGAAAAAUGCAGAGUUCGCAAUUGAAGCUAAAAACACUCUUCAAGUGUUUAUCAAAUCCAGUUUUCACCUUACAGGCAUUUUUAGAGGUACAUGAUUUAUUUCUACUUUAUCUUUGUUUCAGUAGCAUGUUGUGUAUCACAACGUUAUAACUGCAUCGACUGUGUUUUUGCGUUUUAAUUUAAUCAAUUACAACUGAGCGCACUCGCGCUACGACAGUAGGCUACAGCUGAAGGUGCGAUUUCAAUCUGGCCGCACUGAUCUGAAAACUGGGACAGGAUAGAGUAUCUUUUUGAAUUCAGUUAGUCAGUUUUAAAACCAGAAUAUUUAUGAGAUGAAUAAUUAAAGUCUGUCAGAAACUCUGCAAAUGUAACUUUAAAGAUACUUCCCACAUCUCUUCUAAUGAGUUUUAAAAUGUUUUCAACACUAGACAAGACUUAUUAUAAGAAUUAACCCUUAAUUCUUCGUGUGAUCUUCUUAGUUAUUCACGGACAAGAUUAGGGGGGGGGGGGAGGCACUGUUGCUUUAUUUAUGCUUAGCGGGUUCACUGAUAAGUCCUAGUUUUCAGACCAGUUGUCUUGCGACUAAAAUUGAAGCGUGUGCGCCCAUGCAGCUUUAUAAGGGUAUCUACACAGGAUGUAUAGUUUAAAAGUCCACUAAACUGAAAAUUCGCAAAAUUUGUGACGAUUUUAUGUUAUUAUGGGUAGUUUGGGGAUUUUUUGCAUGAUAUCUCUAUCAGAAAAUUAUUCUGGAAAAGUACAUUUUCCAGUUCAGCUGCAGGGCUGUUUCUUCACAUAUGUUCACAUUAUAGAAAAAAAAUAAUGCAUAGGCCUACAAUACUUUAUGUUCAUUUAAUAUUUGAGAUUAUUACAGUAUAUUAUAUCUAUUGUAACUUUUUUUAGGCAGCAUCAGAGUACCAUAUCUGUUCCCUGUUAACUAUGUCAGAAAAUUUGGAUCAAGAUAUUGAUGAAGCUACCGUUGAUCAACUUUUACGCAAGUGGAAACAUGAUAACGCUGUACCAAAAGAAUUGAAAGGUUUGUUAACAUUGUGUUGUUAGCAUAUACAUAUAGAAACUAAGUACAAAUUUAGUAAGUUAUUUGCAAAUUUCUUUAGCAUUCGCCAAUUAUCUUAAUCAUUCAGCAACACCUGAAAUUGGGUCGAAAAGUUGUAAUGUGUGAACCUAUACCAUUAUUACUUUAAUUUUGUAGAAUAUCUGAAAAGCAGCUUAAAGCGAUGGCUACCAAAAACCAAAAUUCAAGAAAGAUUUCGAAAUUAUAAGAAGGAGGCAGACUCUGAUUACGGCAAAAAGAAUAGGUAAAAAUUGUCCUCAAUGCCUGCUUGAUGUGGGAUUUUAAGUCUUAACUCUCCUAAAGCGGGA